Molecule: messenger RNA, 1073 nt
Organism: Phycodurus eques (leafy seadragon)
Lineage: Eukaryota; Metazoa; Chordata; Actinopteri; Syngnathiformes; Syngnathidae
Product: dual specificity protein phosphatase family protein
Exons: 3
Coding region: 24-578 (184 amino acids)
Biological process (GO): protein dephosphorylation; negative regulation of MAPK cascade
Cellular component (GO): cytoplasm
Molecular function (GO): protein tyrosine/serine/threonine phosphatase activity; MAP kinase phosphatase activity
Source: RefSeq, a predicted model, not a curated record
CUCCUUGUGCCUGUGAGGAGAUAAUGUCAGGGCGCAAGCAGCAACAGGACCUGGCGCUCAUUAAACAACUGGAGCUCAUUCUGGAUUCCUGCAAACUGGAGCUCUCUGCAGUGGAUGAAGUCUGGCCAAACCUCUACAUAGGAAACAUGGCUGUAGCACAGAAUAAAAAGACUUUAUCCAGGCUGGGCAUCACUCACGUCCUGAACGCAGCUCACUCCAAGCAGGGAAGCAUCGGGGACCAAUGUUUUUAUGACAAGGCUUGCGUUUACUGCGGCAUACCAGCAGAAGAUUCGGACCACUUUGACCUCAGCCAGUACUUCAAACCUGCAGCGGACUUCAUCCAUAAAGGCCUUCAGUUCGACAAAGGGAAAGUUCUGGUGCAUUGCAUUAUGGGUGUGAGCCGCUCAGCCACCCUGGCACUGGCCUACCUGAUGCUGCGUCAACGCCUCUCCCUCCAGGAUGCUCUCAGUCACAUUGUGCAAAAACGGGCCAUUUACCCCAAUCGGAACUUCCUGAUGCUCCUCCACAAGUUGAGUGAACAGUUGGCAUUCAAAAGGAGGCUGUGUCCCCUCCUCUGAAAUGACGCCUUUUUAUUUACUUCCUUUCUGCUACAACUUUUCAACAAAUAUCUUCUUCUCUGUACGGACAACACUUAAUAGUGUAGGAUGCAGCUGGCGUUUCAAUUGCCACAUUUGUUCAUCCUUGUAACGCAGUGAAAUGUCAACAACUUUGUACAUACAUUUCUGCUUUCAGAGGCGGCGGAAAGUGGGGCAGUGCCUUUUUUAGGCAAAGUACCCCCCUCUGUGUGGCAGCAAAAGUUUUCAUCAUAGCCUAAGAAAAAGAAUAAGUUCUGCAACACCCUGGAAUCUAUUGUAUUAAUGAAUAUAUUACAAAUGCAUACAGUGUAUUAGUUUUUUAAACUGCACAUAUUAACCUUUACCGUAGUUUAUUCUACAAUAUUUUGUAACUGUUAUUUUACACAUUAUGCUGUAUAAUUGAUGAUCAUAGCAAUUGUAAUACUACAAAGUGAAUUCAUCAGAACCUAAAACUUCAUUCAUCUAAUAAAAAAAUAA